This is a messenger RNA of Siniperca chuatsi (mandarin fish), 6540 nucleotides long. It is a transcript of the gene slc5a6a, whose product is annotated as solute carrier family 5 member 6a. Bases 569 to 2497 code for a protein of 642 amino acids. Gene Ontology annotation, biological process: pantothenate transmembrane transport; biotin transport; sodium ion transport. Gene Ontology annotation, cellular component: membrane. NCBI's taxonomy places the organism in Eukaryota, Metazoa, Chordata, Actinopteri, Centrarchiformes, Sinipercidae. The transcript has 20 exons. The record is from RefSeq and is a predicted model, not a curated record. Gene Ontology annotation, molecular function: sodium-dependent multivitamin transmembrane transporter activity.
GCCACCACCCAAUCUAGCGUCAAGGAGACUGGGCGGUCUGUCAACGCGUGACCCCACGAACAGAUUCUAGUGAAGUGAUGUACCGUAAGUUCAGUGUUUUGGCAGCGAAGAGUGGUUAAAGACAGGCAGUUCCAGAGCCUCGGAGCCCUGACUGCAAACGCUCUGUCCCCUUAAGCUUUCAGCCGGGUCUCCAGAACAGACAAAGGACCUCUGCCCAAGGAUCUCAAAGUACGUGCCAGCUCGUACGGUGCUAAGAGCUAAAGGAAAUUUUUUGACAUCCAGUGUUUGACAUCGCAGAGACAGUUGUUAAGUAACUCAGCAUUCCAGGGUCUGUGGAUCUAUUGACAGGCCGACAGUCACCGUGAUUGGAGGUGGUGACAAAGAUACUUCCCUCCAGUGAGCCUGAAGUCAGAGUGGCCAGUGUGUCAGCCAGCCAGCAGCAGCCUGACCUCAGUAGCUCUGAGAGUCUCCCUUUGGGUGAAACGCUUUCUUUGACGUCGUGAUCGGCCCCAGAGGUCGUGCUUCCAACAGCCUUCACUCCCCUGACCCCCCCACAUUCAGCAUCAUCAUGGGAGAGGUAGUCCAAAUGCACUUCACCACGGUGGACUACGUCAUCUUUGCCUUACUGCUGGUGGCCUCAACUGGCAUCGGCCUCUUCUAUGCCUUCUCUGGUGGGCGCCAGCGCACAACACAGGAGUUCCUGAUGGCUGACCGCUCCAUGAGCUGCCUGCCUGUGUCUCUGUCCCUGCUGGCCACUUUCCAGUCAGCUGUGGCCAUCCUGGGUGCUCCGUCUGAGGUGUACACCUUUGGAACUCAGUACUGGUUCCUGGGCUGCUCCUACUUCUUGGGCCUGCUCAUCCCAGCUCAUGUUUUCAUACCAGUCUUCUACAGACUGCGGCUGUCCAGCGCUUAUGAGUAUCUGGAGCUGCGCUUUAACAAGACGGUUCGCAUAUGUGGGACUGUGACCUUCAUCUUUCAGAUGGUCAUUUAUAUGGGGGUGGUCCUGUAUGCUCCAGCCUUGGCACUCAAUGCAGUGACAGGUUUUCACCUAUGGGGGGCCGUGUUGGCCAUGGGAUUGGUGUGCACUAUAUAUACUGCUCUGGGGGGUCUGAAGGCGGUGAUCUGGACCGAUGUGUUCCAGACGGUGGUGAUGUUUGCAGGCCAGCUGGCAGUCAUUGUGGUGGGGGCCAGUCAGGCAGGGGGCAUAGCAGAGGUGUGGAGGAAAGCAGUCAAUGGCAGCCGCAUAGCUGGACUAGACCUGAACCCUGACCCUCUGGAGCGACACACCUUCUGGACGCUGGGCGUGGGAGGAGUCUUCCUGAUGUUGGCUCUGUACGGGGUCAACCAGGCCCAGGUCCAGAGAUACCUCAGUUCUCGCACGGAGAAAGAGGCCAUCAUGUCCUGCUACGUAGUUUUCCCAUGCCAGCAGAUUGUCUUGUGUUUAGGUUGUCUGAUGGGACUGGUCAUGUUUGCUCGCUACGGAGAGGACAGCCCCCUGGACAAGGGCUACGUCAAAACUAAUGACCAGAUGGUUCUGUACUUUGUGAUGGAUGUGUUCAGGGAUCUGCCCGGGCUCGCAGGACUGUUUGUGGCCUGUCUCUUCAGUGGAGCUCUCAGCACCAUCUCAUCAGCCUUUAACUCCCUAGCAACAGUAACCAUGGAGGACCUGAUUAAACCUCAUUUUCCAAACAUGACAGAAGCUAAAGCCACGAUGCUGUCCAAGGGACUCGCUUUGGCCUAUGGCCUGGUGUGUCUGGCUAUGGCCUACCUCGCCUCUCUAAUGGGAUCUGUGCUGCAGGCUGCCUUCAGCAUCUUCGGGAUGGUGGGUGGUCCUCUGCUGGGCCUCUUCUGUCUGGGAAUGUUCUUUCCCUGGGCAAACCCUAUAGGUGCAGUGGUUGGGUUAGUAGCAGGCCUUGCCAUGGCCUUCUGGAUCGGCAUUGGCAGCUUUGUGAUGCGUAUGUCUGGUCCCACCCCAGUGCCACCACUCAACACCACGGCUCUGCCCCUGUUUGACAACAUGACCACCACUGUCAUGACUACACUGAUCAGCGCCACCACAGCAAAGCCAAGGCCGACGGGUGUAGAGGCGCUCUACUCGUUGUCCUACAUGUGGUACAGUGCUCACAACUCGACCACUGUGGUGGUGGUGGGACUGCUAGUCAGCCUGCUAACAGGACCUAUGAAGGAGAAGGAUCUGACCCCCGGCACAGUAUUUCCAGUCCUGGGCACACUGCUCUUCGUUCUGCCUGAGCGCUACAGAGAGAAGCUCUGCUGUGUCACUCCUCUGUCUCACAAGCCCAAAGAAAUAAACAUACAGCCUUAUCAGAUGGCCAAGAAAGACAGCAACGGAGCAGCUUACUGCAAAGAGGACACAGCCACAGAAGACAAAGAGGCUGAGAGUGACAGAGCACAAACAGAGGAGGAAGACUUGGAAUCAAGGAUCGCUCUGCCCUCGUGCCAACUGACGGCUCACACGGUUCAGGAGACGGCCUUGUGAUCCUUUUUUCUCCUACAUAUAUAACACACCCAACCCCAGCUACUGUACUAUCCAGUUUCUUGGGGGGGGGUGCAGCAAAAGACGGAUCAAAUAUGAAGUCCAUCACUAAAAAGAAUAUCCAUUAGAUCUACAGUACCAAGUUUGGGUGUUGGUGUUUUCCAAUGACAUAAUCAGUUUAUAGAAAAGGCUUAUGGACUUCGGUAUCUGUGGGGGGGGAGAGUGUUUUGUUGGUAUCUGCAAAAAAAAAAAAAAAUCUCAAAAAAACAAAAACAACUAGAAAUCAGCUUUUCAACUGGAACUGUGCAUUGAAAGCCCAAAUGGCAGCAUCAAAGAAGAAAUGAGUCGGUUGGUCUCCGUUAGCUGACUCCUGGGUGCACACACUGCGGGUCUGCUCAGCUGUGUGCUGUUUGAAGGUAAUAGUGGGUCGCUCUCAUGCACAAUGAGCUGCUCCACUGUGACUGGAUCCAGUCACUCAGUUUGACAAAAGAAUCAGGUAGUUAAAAGAUACAAGAUGUAAAAUGUGUUAUUUUUGUAGAGAAGAUGGAACCAUAACAUCCCAGAAUAUGUAUGAGAGAAUAUAAUAUAAAAAGAAAAGAGAGACUGAGCUUCAGUGGAAGGCAUGACAGGUCUGUGCUACUGUGAUAAUGUAGUGUCUUUACAUGGCCUUGGUUUAAUACUGAUAGUCGCCUUCUAGCUGCUACUAUACAAGUCUAAAUCCUGAGUCCACGAAAGCAAAGCUGUGUUCAGAUGAGAGCAGAGAUGGCGUCUCGUGGUGGCAGUUAAAUUAGAUGGAGCAAAGUGAGUCCUUAACUGCCACCACCAUGUUCCUACCAACAGUGGAUGAAGGAGGUUAUUAUCCACUGUUUGCUGUCAUUUGAGCACUUGUGUACAUGCGAUGUGCAACAAAUCCCUUACAAGUUGCCAUCGUUCACUCAUUCACUACUCACUAUAUAAUACACACUCAUUAGUUUACUUUAUAGAGAACAGUAAAUCACAUUUUGGACAGUUAGAAAUCAUCAUUUUGCAUCACUGACGGCUGUUGUGUCACACAACUGCUAAUUUUUGCAUCUAUAAAAUCCCAAGUAUUGUGGGAUUGCUAGCAUAAAGUACUUUUUUUGUUCCAUUGUUGGAAUUUUUGAGGGCACUAUAUAGUAUAUCAUUUUUACACUCAAAUAAAAUGGGAGACAGUAGAUAUAGUGCACUUUAUAAGUAAAUAGGGUGUGAUGAAGGACACAUCCUCUGUGUUCUGUUCAACUGAAAACGCACAAUGGUAGAAAGAGACCAAACUUCCUUUCCUCUUAAAGAUGAUGACAUGAUAUUUAUGUGAGAUGAUCUUGUCAAAAAUAAGACGUCUUGCUUAAAGAAUAUUUUCGUGUUGCUCUUAAUACAACUUACAUGCUGUUAUGUUGUCAUUGGUUACUUCUUGGCUGGUAUGCAAAUAAAAAAUGAGUACAGCAACCAAUAACUCUUCCAAUGCACAUGAGUCAUGUGAGUAUUGUAUUAAGAUAGUCUUUUAAAAUCUUCAGUCAUCAAAACUGAAAUGUUUGUGUUCUUGAAAUCCACCGUUGUGCAGUUUUCCAUUGUGUUCACAGUCACAGUGAACAUGUCCUAAGCAUUGUUAACUGUCCGGAUAUGUUGGUCACACAAAACCCCAGGAAGUCUACAAAGUGCCUCACAGACCUGACCGAGGUCUGUUGAUGAGCUGGUGUUAAUGUGGGAUGUGUUGGCAGCUCGUAACUCGUGGUGUUUCAUUAGCUUUCUGUUUUACAGUAGCGGCUCGCCUGGCCCUGUUACUGUACAUCCACACAGAACCCGCAUGUGCUUACGCCUGCUCCCGUCUGAUAUGACUGCCCCGAAUAAAGUGCAGCACUGCGCUGAAUUGCAUAGAGAAGCCAUCUUGGACCUUUCAGAUGGACCUACUUGAGUUCUGUUACGCAGUAGCUCGAUUAUAUUUGAAGAUAAAGGUGAUUCGGUCAUCUCUGGUAAUUUUGUAUUUGUAUUUUAAACAUCUUUGUAAGUGCCCGUCUUUUUUUAAAUUCAGGUUGUCAGUGCCAGUAUGUGAUUGAUUUGCGUAAUUGUGGGUAGUUUGAAUAUUAUCAUCAUUGUCAUGAUUUUUGGAAUCAUAGAAUUCUUGACCGUCACCAUUUUAGCAUUUUAAGUCGUCCAUUGUCGUUGUGUAAGAGAGCUGUUGUGUGUACAAUGUUUUGAGUCCGUACUGUGCUCUUGAUAAUGGACUCCAUUGUCAUGUUUUGUCAUGUGACAUAAUAUGUUUGUUCAAUGUAAUGGCCAAACCAGUCUGCCAACUUUCCAAAGAGUUUUCAACAGUUUAUGGAGAGUCCACAUGAAGUACAUUUAUACAAAUGUUUACCGACAUCUCAUUUAAACAGUCAGCAAACUAACACACCCAUGUGUCAGCUGCCUUACGUUUUCCGGCUCAAAUGAGUUUGCUGGAGUUGCAGUUGUAUUUUAAGUACAUGCCAGAAAAUCAAGGUGACAGAUGAGCAGCAGAAGAGCAGCAGCUUAGCGUGUCUCAUUUAUUUAUUAGGAUUACGGACUCUUGAAAGCAGUAGGUCCCGUUUGAUGGAAUGUUGAGCCCUUUUAAACCCAUGUAAGCACUAGUGCAUUACAGAACCAACAUGUCUGUACCACCAUCCCGAUACUCAGAAAUACCUCGAUUCAUCCAAAGCAUAUAGAAUAUGAAUUGUUCAGAUUUUGGUUUGGUUUUUUUUUUUUUUUACCAACAGAAGAUAUGUUUGAGAUCAAAUUUGUAUAUUUUUGUAAUUUCACGUAAAGCUUGCACACAUUUCAUGAGCUGGAAUGUGGAAUUCUAUAUGCAAGAACCAUAAAAUGUUUUUUGUUUUGUGAAUGGCAGGCAGAACUGGAAACGUAGCAGUCCUCUCUCAGAUGUGAUAGCAGUUUUAGAGCAUCCUCUGCCUUCGACAGCAUUUCAAACCGCUCACGUUUCAGUGCUACAUCCCAUAGCCUCCACAGUCAUUUUUCAAAACAUUUUAAUGGUUCCUAGUGAACUACUUUUAAAUCAAUCAUAUAUUUAUGAUUGCAUAGUAUUGAAUCCUUCUCCUUCAUACCUGAAAUUACUUGAAGUGUGUGCCUGUAAUGUUACCUCAGUGAUACACAGAUAAACCCCCUUUAUAAUGUGAGGGAACACAAUUCAAGAGCUGACAUGUUAUUGAUAUUAUUGCUGUUAAAGAUGCCCUUUAUGAACCCAGACUGGGUGGAGCACUGUGAAACUAAUGAACACUAACACACCUAAUAAAGCACAAUGACGUCAGUCCUCAGUAGUCCUGCUAUUGAAAGAAUCUGACUGAAGCCAUCAGUUGGUGUAAAGCAGCUUAGAUAGUGAGUGAAGAAUUAUUUUGAUUUUAAUGACAAAAAUAUCAACUUGAGGUCCUCUACAAGUGUGAAACAUGUUCGUUCGAUUGAUUAGUGGCCUUUUAACAGUCAAUCCGUUUGGUCUGCACUAUAAUACAGUUCUGGAUAAGGUAGAAAGAAAAGCAUGGCACUUAGUAAUUUCCAGCGACAAUAAAUAUUGUUUUGAACAAUAUUUAUUAUGAUAUUCUUUCUCCCAUCCACAAGAAUUCUUCCUGUUAUGCAUUCCAAAAACAACAACAACCCCAUAAGCACUGAAGUCGAGAUGACUCCUCUGCUUGGGCUGUGCCUUCAUUUUGUGAUAAUGUUUUGGGUUGUUUUGUUUUUUUGAUUGUAUCCUGCUGUAGUUUUCAUAUAUAGUCCAGGAUAUUGCCAUGAAUAUGAGCUCAGCGCCAAACAUCUGUCCAGGAGUGGACCAAACCCACAUUUAUGAGUCAAUAAAUGAAUCCUGUGUCACAUGAUAUGAUGGGGAGAAACAGUCCAGUUGAUUGAGGGAGUUCGAAACAGAAAAGUGGUGCAUGCACCUUUCUUUCAGUGGAACGCUAAACUGCAUUUUAAUCUGUUGACAUGUGUCACUGUUGUUUGGAUGUAUGACUAUUAGAUUUCUACAUUUGAUGUACUUGAGAUGAUAUUAAAAAUUAUGAUAACAAAUUCAA